UGCAUAUCCAAAGUAGUAAGCUUAUACUCGCAAUAAAUACUGAUACAAUUAUUCCGUCACUCCAAAAUUGAAGAGGAACUGAUAAAGAGAGAAAUGCUACUCUAAUUCAAGACAUAUGAUGGUAUGCAUAGAUUUUUAUUUUACCAGUGGAAAAGAAAACUGGUUAGUGAGUACUUGAGCUGAAUGUUGUAACAUUGCUUGUGUUAAACCUGAACAACAGUGCUGUGCUUAAGAUGAGUUUUUGAAGGCAAUGCCAAAUACAUAAAUAUAAUUUUAAUUACAAUUUGAUAAAUGCGGAGAUGAAGCUGUUAUAUUACCUUUUUCUUUUGGUGCUGGUUUCAUCUGUAACAUCGCAAUCAGGUGUUUGUUCCUUACCUGUGGAUCGUAGCUACUGCGGCUCAGUAAGCCCUGAGUUGAGAUAUUAUUACGACCGCUUGUAUGCAAAAUGUAUUCCAUUUCCUUAUUAUUGUGAUGGAAAUGAAAACAACUUUGAAACAAUCUCUGACUGCCAGGCAUCAUGCUUAGGGAAUACAUCGAAAGCCUGUGACAGUUCUCCUUGUCUGAGUGAAGAAUUUUGUUUUGAUAAUGCAGCUGGUGGAUUCUGUUGUGCUCCUGGAAGAAAACGAAGAGCUGUAAAAGAUCAAUGUAUUAUCAAUUGGUGUUAUAAUGGUGCCAGAUGCUUUCAAGUGGAUUCAUGUCAACAUUAUGUGUGUGCAUGUGCGAUAGGCUACACUGGCGAUGCAUGUGCCCGGGUGCAACGUGCUUGUGAUAGCCACCUUUGCCAGAAUGGUGGUACGUGUGAUGCUGAUUCCUAUAAUUCUUACACCUGUAUCUGUCCACCGUGCUACACUGGUUAUUUCUGUGAAACAUCAACCAGUGUAUGUUUCAACCACCACUGUCAGAAUGGAGGUGUUUGUAUUCCGGAUAGUGGCUCAUGUACAACUUACUCUUGCUCCUGUCCUGGCUGCUUUACAGGAACCUAUUGUCAAGAACAAAUCGAUGCUUGUUCCAACCACCUAUGUCAGAAUGAAGCUGUUUGCAGCACUGUGGACAGUGGUACAUGUACAACUUACUCUUGCAUCUGCUCUGGGUGCUUUACUGGAACGUAUUGUGAUACAGCAAUCAACCGUUGUUCCAACCACCGCUGUCAAAAUGGAGGUCUUUGUUUUCUUGACAGUUCAUGUACAACUUUUUAUUGUUCCUGCUCUGCAUGCUUUACUGGAACUUACUGUGAAAGAGCUGAGAAUGGUUGCUAUGUCAAUCUGUGUCUAAAUGGAGGUGUUUGUAAUACUGUUUAUGGUUCCUGCUCAGCCUUCACCUGUGUCUGCCCCACAGGCUACUCAGGACAAUUAUGUGGAACAGCGUCGUGUGAAGUUUUUGGUGAUUAUGAACCUUGCAACAGUAGAGGGCAGUGUUCAUAUAUUGAUAGUAAGGCCACUUGCACUUGUCAAGCUGGAUUCUUUGGUUCUCGCUGUGAAAGUAGAUCCACAAGUUCCUGCACAUUUCCAAUGGAGCCCGGUGAUUGUUCAGGGGCAGUAUCACAAAGGCGAUAUUAUUAUGACAUUUUAAGUUCAGCUUGCACUCCAUUUGCAUAUUUUUGUGAUGGGAAUGCCAACAACUUUGAAUCUUUACAGAAAUGUCAAGCACACUGUGAAGAACCAUUCAAAGUUUGUGAAUCCACUUGUGGGAAUGGUGGUAGAUGUAUUCCUGAUGCAUCCUCUGUUAGUUGUUUCUGUCCAGAAUGCCUCACAGGAACUAAUUGUUCAAGAAAAUUAUUCUGCAUGCAAGCUUCGCUCGGGGGCUCAACUUACUGA
Messenger RNA from Anneissia japonica, 1814 nucleotides. Its product is annotated as fibropellin-1-like. Gene Ontology annotation, cellular component: plasma membrane; protein-containing complex. NCBI's taxonomy places the organism in Eukaryota, Metazoa, Echinodermata, Crinoidea, Comatulida, Comatulidae. Gene Ontology annotation, biological process: establishment or maintenance of epithelial cell apical/basal polarity; heterophilic cell-cell adhesion. The coding region runs from base 300 to 1814 and encodes 504 amino acids. The record is from RefSeq and is a predicted model, not a curated record. The transcript has 15 exons. Gene Ontology annotation, molecular function: serine-type endopeptidase inhibitor activity.